Oncorhynchus nerka (sockeye salmon) is the source of this 1595-nucleotide messenger RNA. RefSeq names its product F-box only protein 36-like. The record is from RefSeq and is a predicted model, not a curated record. The transcript is spliced from 4 exons. The coding region runs from base 571 to 1071 and encodes 166 amino acids. Lineage: Eukaryota; Metazoa; Chordata; Actinopteri; Salmoniformes; Salmonidae. Gene Ontology annotation, molecular function: protein binding.
CUACAGGAACAGUAUAGACACCUACAGGUACAGUACAGACACCUACAGGAACAGUAUAGACACCUACAGGUAUAGUACAGACACCUACAGGAACAGUAUAGACACCUACAGGAACCGUAUAGACACCUACAGGAACAGUAUAGACACCUACAGGAACAAGUGGCUGUUCCACUGGAUGUCAUAAGGUGAAAGCACCAAUUUGUAAGUCGCUCUGGAUAAGAGCGUCUGCUAAAUGACUUAAAUGUAAUGUAAAUGCAGUAUAGACACCUACAUGUACAGUACAGACACCUACAGGUACAGUACAGACACCUACAGGAACAGUAUAGACACCUACAGGUACAGUACAGACACCUACAGGUACAGUAUAGACAACUACAGGAACAAUACCGACACCUACAGGUGUAGUACAGACACCUACAGGAACAGUAACAGUACAAACACCUAGCUUAGUCUAUUGCACUGACUUCUGGAUGUAUUUUAGGUGCAGCAUUUCGAAGCUGUUUCAUAAACUAUGUCAGAUGAGGGGAAUGCAACCCUGGAAAUAUCAUCAGCUUUAGGGCUCUGCUACAGAUGUGGAUCAGUCUCCGGGCAAGACACAUGGUGGUUUUCAAGGUGUGGAGAGUGUCCUGUCCUCUACGACACGAGAAACCACAACCUGCAGAAAACAAGAAAUCACACACAGACUUCCUACAGGAUAGCCACGCACAAGGUCACAUAGGGCGAGUGUUUGGUCCACACACUCUGGACUAUGUGGUGAACCUGUGCUGGCAUCGCUAUGACUACCUGGUCCGGCUCCCUGAUUGGCUGCUCCUGAACAUCCUGUCCUUCCUGGAGUGGGCGGAUAUUAAGAAUAUCUCCCAGACCUGCAAGAGGCUACAACAGCUAUGCUGCAGUGAGGGGUUUUGGGCGCAGGGGACAGCUGGGGCCAGGUACGGGAAGAGUAAGGUCACUAUGGAGGGUGUGAGCCCUACUCUACAGCGCCGUCUGGUGGUGUUUCACAGAAGACAGGUGCUCUCCCGUCUGGCCCAGCAGCAGCACAGCAAGAGGAAGAACAGUGUCUGGCACCUGUGAAAGAGUUAGCCUGGUCACGCAGCGCUCUCGUUUCGUUUUACUUCAGCUAUUGCACGAUCAGGCAGAUUUCACCAGAAUUACAUGUGAGAGGGACAGAGGAGCAAAGUCUGUCUGUCUGUCUGUCUGUCUCUCUGUCUGUCUGUCUGUCUGUCUGUCUGUCUGUCUGUCUGUCUGUGUGUGUGUCUCUCAAACACUUUCAAGAUAUUUUAUUAUCAUCUAUUACAUUUCCAUGACCUGGAAAAUAGUUAUGUUAGGCACAUAUGGCAGAGUUAGUUUACAUAUGUAGUGUAGCUGCCUGUCAGUGUUUUGAAUGGCCAGCAGGUGGAGAUAUUAAGCAGAAAUCAGAGCGCCUCAUAAAUUUGAUUCACUAAUAGGUGUAGCCUGCUGUAGAACAUGUGUGCUCAACUAGGGGAAGAGGUAUUGCUACUCCAAAACCUUUUAAUGGUUAUAAUGAUACAUCGCUAAUGUUGUUUGUGUUUUUGGUCUCAAAUGAUAGAAUAAAGAACAUACGGCACAAUCACCUA